Messenger RNA from Volvox carteri f. nagariensis, 2449 nucleotides. RefSeq lists its product as uncharacterized. The transcript has 6 exons. NCBI's taxonomy places the organism in Eukaryota, Viridiplantae, Chlorophyta, Chlorophyceae, Chlamydomonadales, Volvocaceae. The record is from RefSeq and is a predicted model, not a curated record. The coding region runs from base 1 to 1191 and encodes 396 amino acids. Gene Ontology annotation, cellular component: cytoplasm. Gene Ontology annotation, molecular function: uracil binding; iron-sulfur cluster binding; NADP binding. Gene Ontology annotation, biological process: thymine catabolic process; uracil catabolic process.
AUGUCCUCAGGUUCCUGCCCAUCCCAGCCUAAGGAUUGUGUUGUCGCCGUGCUGCUCGUGUUGUCGCAGGACCUGUCUGUGGAAGUCAACGGCAUGAAGCUGCCUAACCCUUUCAUUAUUGGCAGCGGCCCGCCCGGGACCAACUACCAGGUCAUGAAGAAGGCCUUUGACGAGGGCUGGGGUGGCGUCAUCUGCAAGACGCUCUCCCUGGACUCCUCCAAGGUGGUCAACGUGACGCCCCGGUACGCCAAGCUGCGAGACUACUCCAGCCGGGUGUUCGGGUGGCAGAACUUCGAGCUCAUCUCCGACCGGCCCUUCGACGUCAUGAUAGCCGAGAUGAAGCGGCUGCGCGAGGAGUACCCCAACCGCGUACUCAUCGCCUCCAUCAUGGAGGAAUACAACAAGAACGCCUGGGAGGAGAUCAUCGGGAGGUGCGAGGAAAUCAACGUGGACGCGUUUGAAAUCAACUUCAGCUGCCCACACGGCCUUCCGGAGCGCAGGAUGGGUAUGGCGAUGGGGCAAGACCCGGAGGUGCUUGGGGAGGUGUGCGGCUGGAUCAACGCAGCCGCCACUAAGCCCGUGUGGGCCAAGAUGACGCCCAACGUGACGGACAUCGCCUACCCCGCCGCGGUGGCGCUUGCAGCCGGGUGUGAGGGCGUCGCCGCGAUCAACACCAUAUCCUGCAUUAUGGGAGUCAACCUGGACACGCUGCGCCCCGAGCCCUCCGUGGAGGGCUACACAACGCCGGGGGGAUACUCCUGGAAGGCCGUCAAGCCCAUCGCGCUGGCCAAGUGCACCGCCAUCGCCAAGACCAUUCAGCGGGACUUUGCUGGGGAGGGCAAGUCGCUGUCGGGCAUUGGCGGUGUUGAGACGGGCGCCGAUGCGGCUGAGUUCAUUCUGCUGGGCUCUGAUACAGUGCAGCAGGUGUGCACUGGGGUCAUGAUUCACGGCUACCCGGUGGUGAAGAACCUGUGCGGCGGCCUGCAGCGGUUCAUGACGAAGCACGGUUUCAAGAGCGUGGCCGAAUUCAAGGGCUUGUCGCUGCCGUACGUGACGGUGCACAGCGAGCUGGUGAGCCGGCAGCGGGAAUCCAUCCGGGCCAAGAAGCAACGAGUCGGUCUGGCCAACGACGCGGAAUGGAGCGGGGAGGACUUCGUCAAGAACGCCGAGUCCAUGGUAGCGAACCGGUGAGGCAGGAAAGGGAAGUGUGCCUCACUUUUUUGAAGUGCGGAGGCCGGUACGGAAGAAGCAAGUGGGGAAGAGUGCAGGAGAGAGAGGGUGUGCAGUUGCAGUGCGGGGGCGGAGGGCAGUGUCGAGGCCGCGAGCUGCAAACCCCCAGCGUGCAGACGUCGGCAAAAGGAUCUAAUGGCGCGGUCAGCAGCGCUCCCUGGCGCUUCUCCCUGGCCCACUACUGGAGAUGUGCGGCAGUGCGGGCACCGUGGCCGUCGAUGUAGUAUACGAGGGACAGGAGGAGCAGCUAUCCCAGCAGCAGAUACAGCUACAGCUACAGCAGCAUCGGAAUUUUGAGAGCGACGGAACUUGGCCCCAGAGGUUUCCUUCGAAACCCACGAGGGAGUAGCUCACCCGUUAGCUGUAUGUGUGUGUGGGGGGGGGGGGGGAGCUCCCCAUGGUUUUUGUCUAUUAUGUCUUGUGUCCAUGGGGCUGAUGUUGAAAGCCGUUGGGCAUGUGUCGGGCUGCGUUGCAAUGUUGUUCAGCAAGGACUUCGGUACAGCAGUGGGGGGGCGCGUGUGGACGGAAGCACGGGUAGCCCAUCCCUGCUGCUGCUAGCACCUCUGCUGCCCUUCGUUAUUACUAAAGCCCACAUCAUUUUUACUCCUCCAUCAAAGUGUAUCAUCAUCAUCAUGGGCGCACAGCUCACCGGUUUUGACGGAAAGUAGAACCCUGGUGGGAGGGGAAUGGAGGACAUCACAGCGCGCGUGAUGGAGGGGUUGAAAGAGGAGGGGACGGGUGGAUGGGAGGGCCUGGUUCAGUGGAACUCGGAUGUAGAAAUUCGGGUGUAGGAAUGGACGUAAUGAACGGCUUAGGCCAUGCACCCGCUCCCGAGGAAAGUGUGUGGAGUCAGGAAUAUAGCUUUCGGUAUGCCGAAGGAUUUGGUCGUGUAAUCUUAUUUGUGCAUCGUUGUCUUGGCACGCCUAAUUUGACGGUUCUGGAAGGACCGUACAUGGUGUACAAUGUACAUAUUGCCUUUUGGGUUGUUCAUGUCGGUGUACUGCUGUACACUCGACGAUAAAACACUCGAACGAUACGCAUGUUGAAGCCGGGUCGACUCUCGGAGUGAAUGUGCAAAAUACGUUGGAAGUGUGUAUGUCGGUGCGAAGGUUGUAGACCCUGAUGUGUUGAUAUGUGUACGGUGACGGGCGUCUUGUGGUUCCGAAGGAGAGGAGCCUGCGCGCGGCUGGGCGCAGACAUGUAAGCUGAACAAUCAUGG